Labeo rohita (rohu) is the source of this 1911-nucleotide messenger RNA. RefSeq names its product taste receptor type 1 member 2. Lineage: Eukaryota; Metazoa; Chordata; Actinopteri; Cypriniformes; Cyprinidae. Gene Ontology annotation, biological process: G protein-coupled receptor signaling pathway. Gene Ontology annotation, molecular function: G protein-coupled receptor activity. The transcript is spliced from 6 exons. The record is from RefSeq and is a predicted model, not a curated record. Gene Ontology annotation, cellular component: membrane. The coding region runs from base 1 to 1911 and encodes 636 amino acids.
AUGUUUUCAAGGCACAGUUCCUCAAAAUCUGGUUAUCAGAUGUUGCAAGUAAUGAGGUUUGCUGUUGAGGAGAUUAAUAACUCCACCACUCUUCUGCCCAAUGUUUCUCUGGGCUAUGAAAUUUUUGAUCAUUGUUCUAAUACAAAGAAUUUAAACUCAGUCUUACAUUUUAUGUCAAAGAAUGGCUCAGUAAAACCUAAAGAAAAACUCAACAACUAUCAGCCUAAAGUGAUUGCUUUAACAGGGCCAUAUGGAAGCACAAGAACUAUGACUAUUGCCACUGACACAAUGGACCUGAUUCCAAUGGUGAAUUAUGGAGCUGCUAGCUAUGUGUUAAGCAAUAAACUCCAUUAUCCUUCUUUUGUAAGAACAAUUCCUAGCAACAAAGAUCUGAUAGAGAUGAUUAUUCACAUCAUACAAUGGUUUGGAUGGAACUGGGUUGCUUUUCUUGGUAGCCAAGAUGAUUACAGUUUAGAUGGACUGAAGCUGUUUAACAAGUAUAUAAACAAUACUGGCAUUUGUUUGGCCUAUCAAGAGGGUCUGAGUCUAAAUGCAAACUACAGUCAAACACUUAAAAAGAUUGAUAAGCUCAACAUCAAUGUCAUUGUUAUUUUUGCUUUGACACCGUGUGCAAGCAAAAUGAUCAAAGCAGCCAUAGCGAACAACAUCCAAGACAAAGUAUGGAUUGCAAGUAAUUCAUGGUCUAUGAAUCAACAGAUUCCAAGAGAGCCAGGAAUUGAGAAAAUUGGCACAAUCAUUGGCAUUACGGAGAGACUGCUGUCAUUGCCAGGAUUUAAUGAAUUCAUCUAUAAAGCCAGAGGAGCAAUGGAUGCUGGCCAUAACGUUAGUGCUGCAGGUGACGUCCAGAGUAAGAGCAAGACAUGUAAUCAAGUUUGUGAUUACUGCUCAUUGCUGACCACAGAGGAGAUUAUAAAUGAAAAUCCCACAUUCUCCUUUGCCAUCUAUUCUGCCAUAUAUACCAUAGCUCAUGCCUUACAUAAGGUUCUGCAGUGUGACAUGAAUGAAUGUUCCAAAAACAUAAAGGCCAAGCCAUACAUGCUUCUGGGAGAGAUAAAGAAGUUGGAUUUUCGACUCAGUGGCCGUCAGGUGAAAUACGAUGAUAAUUAUGAUCCAACCAUCAGUUAUGCAGUUGUGCUCUGGCACACUGAUGUGAAUCCUCCACAGUUUGAGAUUGUAGGCAGAUAUGAUAAGCUUUCAGAAAUUACUUUUACCAUCGACAGCUCUCUCCUGCCCUGGCAUAACAAUUCUGUUCCCUUUUCGAAUUGCUCUGUUGAGUGUAAGGCAGGAUAUUCAAGGCAACCUGAAGGCUUUCACAGUUGCUGUUUUACGUGUAAAAAAUGUCCACGUAACAGCUAUGUGGAUUUUUCUCGGGAUCCUUAUACCUGUUUACCAUGUGCAGAGAGUGAAUGGUCUGAUGAAGGCAGUGCUACAUGUAAGACACGCUCUGUUGUCUAUCCUCAGUUCACAGAAAUCCCCUCCAUCAUUGUCAUGGUUUCUGCUGCAUGCCUAAUUAUUCUCCUUAUUGCUGUAUUUUGCAUUUUUGCCUACAAUUACGACACACCAGUGGUGAAGUCUGCUGGUGGCAGCAUGUGUUUCCUCAUGUUGACCAGUUUGAUUUUGUCUAGCAUAAGUGCGUUCUUUUUCUUUGGAAAACCCACAUUUGUAUUUUGCCUUCUGAGAAAUGCCAUAUUUUCCUUUUUCUUCACUGUCUGUAUUUCCUGUUUGACUGUCCGUUCCUUUCAAAUUGUUUGUGUUUUUAAAAUGGCUGCUCAGUUCCCUAAAGUGCACAGCCUUUGGGUAAAACACAAUGGCCAGUGGCUCUUCAUUGCAUUGGUGUCCUCCUGGAUCUCCUACCACAGCUUCCCUUUUCAUUCAGAUGGCGACAGAUAG